AUCAUAUGUUGUCCAUUAUAUAAAGCCAUAGGCUCAUGACGGCGGAGCGACUGCUCCCUGCCUGAUAUCAUGGCCUCCUCUUCACGUAAGACCCCUCAAUUAGAGACACCAACGCCGACAGACCGUCCUAAACUUAAUACAACGAGAACCACCGCCCAUCGUCUACCACCUCCUGCUCUAUUCCAAGGGCCAACAUCCAAGAAUGCGUCUCAUAUCUCCCUUGCUCUUCCCUCAGACCGAAAUUCUGGCGGUCCAGGCGCAGAGCAAGAUGCUCAGCAUCGACUCCCACGACCAUCUCGAGUCCCACCAGCAUCAUCGUUCUCUGGUCCUGCGCUCCGGCAACCUGCGGCCGAAGCCGAUGAUCACCGAGCAGAGAGCCUAUGGGCUGAGAUGCAGAAGACUCUUGCCGAUGUUGAAGCGUCAGCGAUGAAUACUUCACACGUGUUUGGAGCCGCUCAUGCAAAAGCUUUGUCGGACUUGCGGACCGCCCAGCUUUCGCUCGCGCAGGCUUGGGCCAAAAGUGAAGCGGACGAAUUACAUGAGCAUGAGCCAGAUACUGAUACCGUCGGUGCGCUUGACACUAAGUCAACUCCUGGAAAGGUGAAAAAGGCGGUGGCCGAAGGCAAUGUCAACGCAUUCGACUCGAACAAGACCCUGGAGGAAGAGACAGAGCGGGACAUUGAAUUAGCCCGGAAACGAAGACAAGCAAAUGAUCGUUAUUUUCAAAAGAUCAAUUACGGGGUGCUUGAUGUGGUGAGCAAGUUGGACGAGGUUGCCGGAGCCAUGCGCCGCGUCGAACGAGAAUCCCGAGAGAUCUGGGAUGAAUCUAGCGAUGAGGAUAUCGUAAGCAGCGAGAGUGGCUCUGUUACAGAUCACACCGGGGUCACUGAUAGCCCCAUGAGCGUGAAGAAAGAUCGCUGA
Messenger RNA from Exophiala mesophila, 921 nucleotides. RefSeq lists its product as uncharacterized. Lineage: Eukaryota; Fungi; Ascomycota; Eurotiomycetes; Chaetothyriales; Herpotrichiellaceae. The transcript has a single exon. Bases 70 to 921 code for a protein of 283 amino acids. The record is from RefSeq and is a predicted model, not a curated record.